AUGACAGGACUUGUUGUUUAUCCAAACGAGUUAGACUCUUUGAUUGAAGCUGCUACUAGUUCCAGCAUUCCAAAUGGGGAUGUUGAUCUACAUGCUUCUUUGGAAAUAUCUGAUAUAAUAAGAUCUAAAAGAAUCCCUCAUAAAGAUUCUAUGCGAUGUUUGAAGAAACGGAUCAUUGGUACUUAUUCAAAUCCAAAUACCCAGUUAGCAAGUUGGAAAUUGACAGAUAUUUGUAUAAAGAAUGGUGGUACAGGAUUCAUCAAAGAAAUAUGUUCUAGAGAGUUUAUGGAUACAAUGGAGAGUACCAUCUUAAAAUCUGAAUUAGAUGCAGAGGUCAAGGAUUUAGUGACAAAACUUGUUUACGAAUUAUAUCUUGCAUUUAAAAAUGAUUCACAGUUAAACUAUGUUUCAAAAGUACACGAUAAACUAAAGGCAAGAGGUAUUCAAUUUCCUGAUAAUUUGAUGGAUUCUAGAAGCGCUCUUAAUCUUUUUGAUUCUAAAACACCAGCUGAUUGGAUCGAUUCGGAUGCAUGUAUGAUCUGUUCCAGGAAAUUCUCUUUAUUGAAUAGAAGACAUCAUUGUAGAUCAUGUGGUGGUAUAUUUUGCCAGGAUCAUUCUUCAAACAAUAUCCAAUUACCUGAUUUAGGAAUUCACGAUCUGGUUAGAGUAUGUGAUAAUUGUUACGAUGAUUAUGAUAUUAAAAAUUCCGGAGGAAGCUCUAAACCAAGAAUACACCACCAUAAAAGUGACAAGAACAAAGAAUAUUUUGAUGCAGAAGAAGAACAAUUAAGAAAAGCAAUUAAGUUAUCACUUAAGGAAAAUCACCAAUCAAACCAAUACAAUAAUAAAACAGAACCAAUUGUUCCUUAUGUGAACCAUGAAGAUGCUCCUAAAGAUACCAUUAACACUGAAGAAAUUGAUAAUGACCCAGAAUUGAAAGCUGCUAUUGAAGCUAGUUUGAAGCAAUCUGAAAUUGACAAGGAUAAAAGACUUCAAUUGGAACAAUAUUCACAGCAGCAGCAGGAGCAACAACAGGGUACAUAUUACCGAAAUCCAAACAUUAACCAAGCAUCUAUUCAACAAAGUGCACCUUAUAACAGUUAUGAAAUUUCCUCUGAAGAGGAGAACAACAUUUACCUGUUUGCAUCACUUGUUGAGAAACUGAAAAACAAACCUACAACAGAAGUUCUUGAAGAUCAACAACUCCAAGCCCUAUAUCAAAAAGUUGUUCAAUCAAGGCCAAGAUUAAACAAUUCUUUAAAUGAUACUGUAACAAAGUAUAACACAUUAAUUGAAAUGAAUGGUAAAAUUUCCAAUAUUAUGAAUAUAUAUGAUGAGUUAUUGGAAAAUCAACUAAAUUCUAUUAACGUAAGACAAACAUAUGCCGCACCUGUUGUGCCAUCAGAUCCUUACACGUAUUAUCAACAGCAAAGUGCUCAACCUCACCAAAGUAAUACGCAUUUACAGCAGCAUCAAGUAGCAAAUGAAAUAGUGCAACCGACACAAGUUAAAGAGGAAUCCACAUUGAAAGCUCUUGGUAAUCUUGUCAUAGAUAAUCAAAAACCUAAUAAUGCUAUCAUAUCUCCAUACCCAAUAGAAGAAAGUGAACCAGAGCCUGUAGUUACACAUCUAAAAGUGGCAACUGAACCUCCUUAUAGCGAUAAUGAACUUAAAAUCGGUUCCUCCACUGAAUUUGCACCGAUAGAUGGUUCUGCAGAUUCACCACUAGCUGAAACCAGCAAUAAGCAAACUGAUAAUAUAACAGCAUUUGAUUUUCCAACCGUACCUGCAGUCAAAACUGCUUUAGUUACUCAGGAACCUCAAAUUGUACAGGAAGAACCACAAGAGGAACUAUUGUUAGAAUUAUAA
This is a messenger RNA of Tetrapisispora phaffii CBS 4417, 1869 nucleotides long. It is a transcript of the gene VPS27, whose product is annotated as ESCRT-0 subunit protein VPS27. The coding region runs from base 1 to 1869 and encodes 622 amino acids. The transcript has a single exon. The record is from RefSeq and is a predicted model, not a curated record. Gene Ontology annotation, cellular component: ESCRT-0 complex. NCBI's taxonomy places the organism in Eukaryota, Fungi, Ascomycota, Saccharomycetes, Saccharomycetales, Saccharomycetaceae. Gene Ontology annotation, biological process: protein transport to vacuole involved in ubiquitin-dependent protein catabolic process via the multivesicular body sorting pathway; protein targeting to vacuole. Gene Ontology annotation, molecular function: phosphatidylinositol-3-phosphate binding; ubiquitin binding; metal ion binding.